Ipomoea triloba (trilobed morning glory) is the source of this 1831-nucleotide messenger RNA. RefSeq names its product ethylene-responsive transcription factor ABR1-like. The transcript has 2 exons. Lineage: Eukaryota; Viridiplantae; Streptophyta; Magnoliopsida; Solanales; Convolvulaceae. The coding region runs from base 290 to 1573 and encodes 427 amino acids. Gene Ontology annotation, biological process: regulation of DNA-templated transcription; ethylene-activated signaling pathway. Gene Ontology annotation, molecular function: DNA binding; DNA-binding transcription factor activity. The record is from RefSeq and is a predicted model, not a curated record.
CUUGCGGUUCAACUCUCAACUUUCCCCACCUUUUAUAUAUCCUUUUCACUCGGAUUUUCUGUAAAAAAGAAAACAAAUAAAAACAAAAAAAAAAAAAACCAGAGCUUAAUUAUCUUUGCUUGAACAACUUGCAUGUUCAUAAAGCUCAGACGAACGAACAAGAACUAGUUUGAAAGGUGACAGAGUCUUUCAAUAUCAAUUUCUCGCCGAAAUCUUCAAAGGGCCUCCAUAAUUUUCCGAGAAAAAAUCUGGGUAAGCCGUGAUUUUUCGUUUAAGGGUGGGUGGGUACAUGUGUUUGUCUAUAAAGGUGGCGAACCGACGAGAUUCCGGCGAAUAUGCCAGGUUUCCGGCAACGGGGAGUGGGGAAGAAUCGGCUUCGGCUUCAGCUUCGGCUUCGGCUUCGGAAGGCGCGUCCGAGUCGUUCGAUGAAAUGAUUCGACGGGAGAUACAACAGGAGGCGGAUUACUUGUUAUCGGCGGCGGCGCCUGCGCCGCCGCCGAUGUUCUCCGGGUAUGGACAGUCCGGGGAGAUGACGGCGGUGGUGACGGCGCUGACGCAAGUUAUGUCCUCCCAGAGGUCAGCCGGAGAACAGUGGAGGUUUGGCGGCGCCGCCGCGGCUCCUUCGUUGGCCGGCAGGUAUUCCGUCAAUUCGCCGUCGUCUACUUACUCGUCGACGAGCUCUAGCUCCGGCGCCGGUCAGAAACGGAGACGUGAACAGGAAGAAAGUGUUAGUCAGAUUCCUGAACAUGUUCAAAGGGUUUACGGAGGGUUUGGAGAAUUUAGAACUCCGGCUGAAACAACCUCGUCCUCUGUUAAAUCUGAGGAAGGUGGUGGCAUUGUGAGGCCGCCGCCGGCGGCCGAGACUGCGGCGGCGACCGGCUCCGCCGCCGCUACGUCGGAAGAUCAAGAAACGGGAGAAAGGAGGAGAAGAUACAGGGGAGUGAGGCAGAGGCCGUGGGGGAAAUGGGCGGCGGAGAUAAGGGACCCACACAAGGCGGCGAGGGUUUGGCUGGGGACGUUUGACACGGCGGAGGCGGCGGCGAGAGCCUACGACGAAGCCGCCCUGAGGUUCCGGGGAAACAGGGCAAAGCUCAACUUCCCGGAGAACGUGCGACUAAUGCCGCCGCCGCCGCAGCCACGGCCGCAAGCGGCGGCGACGAGGCUGCACGCGCCGGCAAUCGCUUCGCCGCGGCCGCCGCUAAUGCUCCCAGCGCCGCCGCACGCGGCGGUUCACGGCGGCGCCGGCGGAAUCUCCGGCGACUACUGGGAAUACUCUCAGCUGCUCCAAAACCCCGGCGAGCUCCUCAGCCAGCCGCCAAGAAGCUUGCUAGAGCAAAUGUACUUUGCGUCAUCAAUGGCGGUUUUGCAUUCUCAUUCAAUGCCUAAUUCAUCAUCCGCCGCCUCUGCUUCGCCCUCCUCAUCUUCUUCAUUUCCCCUGCUCUUCUCCGCCGCCCAACCGUCCACCGAAUCGAGCUUUUUCCGGCCACCGUCCACUCAAAGUCCGGCGACAAGUUCGAAUUUCCGGCCACCAUUCUGGACUAGCUCUGCCCAUUAUCCCCCCUCUUCUAGUUAAAACUUCUCUAAAGGCCUCUUCUUUAAUUUUUCCCUUCAUACAAAAAAGAUAUAAUUUUUUUUUUCCAUUUUAUUAUGAAAUAUAUCAUUUUCAAUUUUUGGGGAAAGAAUUAAAGGAAGGAAAAAAUAUCAUACAAUUAUUGGGUAAAUUUAUGCAUUUAUUAUAUUCUUAGCUUGUUCCAAUUUUUUGUUUGAUAGAUUACUUAGCAUUGGAAUAUGACUAUUUCGAUUAAUGUUAUUUGAAUCAUAUUUUAUUUAA